This is a messenger RNA of Rotaria sordida, 444 nucleotides long. Lineage: Eukaryota; Metazoa; Rotifera; Eurotatoria; Philodinida; Philodinidae. The record is from the annotation of a GenBank genome assembly.
AUGGCUGGUGUAGCAAAAUUGUUUGAUGAUCAUAUUCUUGAUAAAUCGAAAGAAUUGGUUGAUCUUAAUGAUGAAGAAUAUAAAGGCAAAGUAAUUGGUCUUUAUUUUAGUGCUCAUUGGUGUGGACCAUGUCGUCGUUUUACUCCAAAAUUAAUUGAAUUUUAUAACUCACAUGCAAAAGAUAAAAAUUUUGAAAUAAUAUUUAUAAGUUCUGAUAAUGAUGAAGAAUCAUUUAAUGAAUAUUAUGAACAUAUGCCAUGGUUCACAUUAGAUUUUAAAGAGAGUGAUAAAAAAGCAGAAAUAGAAAACAAAUUUGAUAUUACUGGAAUUCCAACAUUAAUUUUAUUGGAUGGAGAUUCUGGUGAUAUUAUAUGUACUGAUGCAGACGAGCGAGUUUCGUCGGAUGAUAGUGAAGGAGAAAAAUUUCCAUGGAAAUCAUCAUAA